Messenger RNA from Gasterosteus aculeatus aculeatus (three-spined stickleback), 2999 nucleotides. Lineage: Eukaryota; Metazoa; Chordata; Actinopteri; Perciformes; Gasterosteidae. The record is from RefSeq and is a predicted model, not a curated record.
CUUUUCGCCGGGUGUUGUCCGUCCCCCCUGGCUCUCUCUCUCUCUCUCACACACACACACACACACACACACGGCUGCUUCCAUCUAUCCACGCUGUUCACUUCAUUGUACUGACGGAGCGCAUCAAUUAGGCGAGAAUUGGGCUGUUUCAGGUGCGAUAACUCUCCUCCCGCACUCCCGUAAGAGGAUUACGAGCCGCGGACUGAGGCGCGGAGAAGUUUCUGAGUGCGGCGAAGCGGAGGGGGAACGAAUCACAGCCAUGCCCUCGGUGAUGGAGCGCUCGGGGUCCGGGGUCCUGUCCAGGAGCCGAGCCAAGACCGUUUCCAACGGCAACAGCCAACCCCACUCCGAAGAGGAGAGCAGCGACGAGGACCACGCUCAUGACAGCAUGAUCAGAGUCGGAGGAGAUUACCAGGCUCCGAUACCGGAGUUCAAACCAGACAGUCCAAGCCGCUAUAAUGAGAAGGACCAUAGGAGCAUGUUGGUCUGGUGUCCCAACAGCCAACUCUCUGAUGCAAUGUUGGACGAGUACAUCCUGAUGGCUAAAGAGAAGCAUGGAUACAACAUGGAGCAGGCUCUGGGCAUGUUAUUAUGGCACAAACAUGACGUGGAGCGCUCCCUUGCUGACCUGGCGAACUUCACCCCCUUCCCAGACGAGUGGACCGUGGAGGACAAAGUGCUGUUUGAGCAGGCCUUCAGCUUCCACGGCAAGAGCUUCCACCGCAUCCAGCAGAUGCUUCCUGACAAGCUGAUCUCCAGCCUUGUGAAGUACUACUACAGCUGGAAGAAGACCAGGACUAGGACCUCCGUCAUGGACCGUCAGGCGAGGAGGCUGAUCAGCAAGAGAGAGAAAGAAGAUAGUAAUGAUGAGGUUGAGGAAGCAGAUCCUGGCAGCGACAGUGACUUUGAGAUUGACACCAAGAAAGAGGCAGUGAAACCAAACCCCAACAACGCCAACUCGGACAAGGCGCUCCUAAGUCGCUCCGGGCCCGUGAAGAAGGAAAGCCUCGGGGCUCAGUACCGCCACCACCCGCUCAGAGCCCGCCGCCGGCCCCCCAAAGGCAUGUACCUGCAGCAGGGAGAUAUCAUGUCGGUCUCAGCCUCUCACGAUGCCGGGGUGGUAACUAUCCGACAGCUGGACACACAGUUGGUGUCGCUCAAGAGACAGGUCCAGUCUAUUAAACAGAACAACAGUAGUUUAAAGCAGAGUUUAACUGAAGGUGUUGACACUUUAAAACCUGCUGAGCCUGUCCCUAAGAUGAACUCUCGUUGGACCACAGAGGAGCAGCUACUGGCUGUGCAGGCUAUCCGUCGCUAUGGCAAAGACUUUGCCGCCAUCGCUGAGGUGAUCGGGACCAAGACACCGGCUCAGGUGAGUUCGUUCUUCGUGAGCUAUCGGCGCAGGUUCAACCUGGAUGAGGUUCUGAGGGAGUGGGCGGCCGAGCAGGUGGCCACCAGCCGAGACCAGAGGGACCCACGGAGGAGCGGCGAGGACACAGCAGCAGCAACAGAAGGAGCUGCUGAGGAGGACAAGGUGAUACAUGAAGGGCACGUUGAGCUCUUCAAUCGGGUCAAGAUGGAGGACUCUCCCUCAGACAUUACUGGCGGCUCCUCCUCUCCGUCCUCCGCCCAGAUCACUUCCUCCCUCUCCCAGCCCCCGCCACUGCUGCGCCCCGCGCCUCCCUCGGCUCCCCCCAGCCUCCUCCGUCAGCCCCCUCCUCUGCAGACACGUCCGCUCCAGAACCGAGCGCCCCACAACCACCCUCCGCCUCCUCUCAUCCGGCCUGCAGUGACCACCUCGUCCUCCUCCGGUGGGAGCUCCAGCCUGAGGGCUUCUCCUCCCAGCUCCUCCUCCGCUGCAGGGCAGAUGCCCCCGUCGCUGGUCGGGCUCAAAGUAGAGCAGCCCAACUCUCAUUGAUAUGUAUAUGUAUAUACAUACACAUUACUCUAGGAAUACAAACACACACAAUGCUUUCUCUCAAGAGUUCCGUUACUAGUCAAGGUUCAUAACACCAUUACAAAUCACCACAUGAUCCAUCAGACAUGCUCAUGUCCCCAAAGGGACAUCACAACUCUUCAAAUGCAGUAAGAGUGUAAGGACCCCGAGGUCCACUUAGAAAGGCAGUGAGCUGAAGCCCCUCUACUGUACUAACAAAUACCUACCUCCACAUUGUGCACACACAGCCCUUAAAACACUUCUGAACACAACGUGAGAUCAGAUUGUCGAGCUGUUAAAAGAAAACCAUGACUGCAGAGGGCCAAACCCACCUGCUGGUUCCCAUGGCAACUGCUGAACAUCUGGAUUGCAGAGACGCAAAUAUACACUAGGUUCACCUGGGCAGGGAUCAUGUCAUGCAAACAACCUUCAGGAAACUCAAAGAAAAAACGAGUUCCCACGAUAGCCAAGCCUGCUCCUCCCAAUGUGGACGAGUCCAAGUGACGGGUCUUUUCUUGCUUUAAAACGUGGACCCUCGUAGGAGUGAAAAGGGAACUUUAACAAACAAAUAAAACCACCGUAGACUCAAAGCCGUGCCGAGUUUACGACGCAGCUUUUAAUGGUUGAAGCUGUUUGAACAGAAGCUCUCAUAGCCAUGUAUGACUAGUACUAGCUGGAGGAAUGUUCCCUUUUUUGACUAGACUUUAAAAGUGGGCCCUAGGCAGCCAGUUAGUUAUUGUAAGUAGUUUAGAUAGUGCAUACUUUAUUAUUGACUGAGGAGAAUGAGCAGUUUACGUCAUUUACCGCUAACAUUUCAGUAGUCGGCCUCUGUGGAAAAUGCAUAGAGAAUCUUUUGAGCAGGUUCACAAAGGGAAGGGGAUGCCUCACCUUGCAGAUGGUCUUGCUUCAAAAAAUAAAAUGUCCUGCCAAAGUAUUGCUUCAAAAGCUUGUCCACAGAAUCACUGUCUCCAAGGAGUGUCUGGGAAGUUGUUGCUUCCCACAUGUUACAUACAGGAGAAAUAGAAAAACAUAAAUGGUGUUUAAAGAAAUGAUUUUUGGGAAA